Molecule: messenger RNA, 4721 nt
Organism: Rhagoletis zephyria (snowberry fruit fly)
Lineage: Eukaryota; Metazoa; Arthropoda; Insecta; Diptera; Tephritidae
Molecular function (GO): lysozyme activity
Source: RefSeq, a predicted model, not a curated record
AAGCAUAAAACGCCAAUGGACCAAAUUCCUACAUGGGUCUGUAUCGCGCAGCAUGAAUCUCACUUCGACACCUCAGCCGUGGGACGUCUGAAUGCGGAUGGCAGCGCCGAUCAUGGAAUCUUCCAAGUCAGUGAUCUCUACUGGUGUUCGCAUGAUCGCUACGGUAGUGGCAAGGCUUGUGGUCUGCAGUGUACCAAGCUCCUGGACAACGACAUAACCGACGAUGUUCGUUGCGUCAAGCGCAUACACGGUGAACACGCGCGUCUUUCUGGUGAUGGCUUCACCGCCUGGAGCGUCUACAACCAACACUGCCGCAACCAGCAGUAUGAAUUUGUAUCCUCGUGCUUCAAGGAUCAAUACUCAACGCUUCAACAGCCAGCUAAAACGCACGUUUUUACUUCACCCGUAACAUUCUCCUCCCAAACACCACACGCACACGCAUACCAAGUCAACCCCUUCCUCAAACACAGUGGCGUCCCACCCAAAUCCACACCUACACUUCAACAAUACACAUCCCCAAACACUUACACACAGCCACACCAUACACAACAACACAAGGGUAAAGUUUAUAAACGAUGUGAAUUAGCUCAAGAAUUGUAUUUUAAACACAAGUUUCCAAUGCAGGAUAUACCUACCUGGGUGUGUAUCGCCCAACAUGAGUCCAACUACGACACAUCAGCAGUUGGGCACCUCAACGGUGACGGCAGUGCGGAUCACGGCCUCUUUCAGAUAAGCGAUCUCUACUGGUGCUCACACGACAACUUUGGCGGCAAGGCGUGCAACAUUCCGUGCGCGAAGCUACUCGACUCCGACAUAACCGACGACGUCAAGUGCGUCCGCACAAUACACGAGGAGCAUACGCGCAUCUCGCGCGAUGGUUUCACAGCGUGGACGGUGUACGACAGGAAUUGCCGCAAUCAGCAGAUCGAACAGGUCUCCGCCUGCUUCGAGAGCAAUGAGUUAAGUAAGACCGAACAAUUUCUAACUACAACGCAGAUGGGUGGCUACAACGAUGACAACAGUAAGCGCACAACGACAACUGAGCUGGCGGUGGCGAAGGGUAAGAUUUACAAGGAGUGUGAACUGGCGCAGGAGCUGUACUACAAACAUGGGAUGCGUCUGAAUGAUAUACCAACCUGGGUUUGUAUUGCUAAGCACGAAUCUAGCUUCAACACGGCAGCUGUGGGACGACUAAAUGCAGAUGGCAGCGCAGACCACGGACUUUUCCAGAUCAGUGACCUCUACUGGUGCAGCCACGAGGAUUCCGGCGGUAAGGCAUGCAACAUUCCGUGUCACAAAUUGGUGGACUCGGAUAUCAGCGAUGAUGUGCAGUGCAUCAAAACUAUACACGCGGAACACACGCAAAUUUCAGGUGACGGCUUCACAGCUUGGGUUGUUUACAACAGACAUUGCCGCAAUCAACAGUUGGAGCGUUUGGCUAAAUGCUUUCCAGCAGACGACAUACAGAAAGCACUUCACGCUGGCCCAGUCAUUGGAAGUGGACAACAAGCCAACGCAGUAGUGGGUAAAGGCAAAAUAUACAAGAAAUGUGAGUUAGCGCAGGAUCUGUACUUUAAGCACAAAAUGCCUAUGGAAGAGGUGCCCACCUGGGUUUGCAUAGCCGAGCACGAGUCGAGUUUGAAUACGGCCGCUGUGGGACGCCUCAAUACGGAUGGCAGUGCGGAUCAUGGCCUUUUCCAAAUAAGUGACCUGUACUGGUGCUCACACGAUGGCGGCGCUGGCAAAGCCUGUCUGAUUUCCUGCAGCAAACUGUUAGACAACGACAUAACCGAUGAUGUUCGAUGCGUAAAAACCAUUUACGAGGAGCAUACACGUCUAUCCGGCGAUGGAUUCACUGCGUGGACAGUUUAUAAUCGGAACUGCCGCAAUCAGCAAUUGGAGCAGAUAAGUUCCUGCUUCGAUAGCAACGAAUUGCAGAAGGCACAUCAAGUCAAACGAGUUGGACAGAGUGAGAAACCAAUUCAUGUGGGUCAGACCCACAGAAUUAAGCAAAUGCCAAUAAGCUUACCCAAGAAAAUCAAACACAAGGGCGAAUUAAAUCAUCCAUUUGUAAAUAACCCAUUUUUAAAUCAGUACAGUGCUUUAAAAUGUGUGCCUACUACUACGGCGCCUAGUGCAACUACCGCUUCCAAUUAUGCGUUCAACGGCAUUGAAGCAGUUUCAUCAAAAACAGAAUAUAUUAAUAAUCCAUUUUUAAGCCAAUUUAUGCAAACCCUUCAACCUAUUAGCGAGGAAGCAUCGAAGCCUAAAAUCCAUACUAACAUAGCAAAUUCUAUAUCAACACCCGCUUCAUACGCUUCCAACCCCUUUGUUAUUAAUUACCAAAAAACCGAUACAGCGCCGCAAAAGCCUCAGAAACUUAAAUUUAACUCCAACCCAUUUUUAACUAAAUACAUUGACCAAUCGGCAAGCUUAACUAACAUUAAAACAGCCAGCAAACAAACUUCAACUGCCUCCCCAGAAAGAAGUAAAUAUGAACAAGCUGAUACAUCGCCGCAGAAAGCUCAGAAACUAAACUUUAACUCCAACCCAUUUUUAACUAAAUUCAUCGACCAGUCGGCAACCUUAACUCACAUUGAAACAGCCAGCAAACAAACAUCAACGGCUCUCCCAAAAAUUAAGCAACAAAGCGCCCAAUAUCAAAGUAAUUCUUUUCUUCAAAAAUUUUCAGCCACAACGCAAGAUUUCAGUGCCAAGCCAAGCGCGAAACCUGAUCGAGAACAAUCGCAUACCACACCGAGUAGCACGGAAAAAACAAAGCUGCAUUUGCAUCCAACAAGAACCUAUGUGGACAGUGACGUAUUCCGUACGACCCCUUUGAAAUCAAAAGCUCCAACCACCGCGCUUAAACCAGCAGUUGUUGCGUAUGCGACACCUACCACAACUGCCAAAUCGAUUACCCAAAACCCUCAAUUGCAAUAUUAUUCGAGUCUGCCCACAAUUACAACAAAGAAACCUACAACAAUGGCAACAGUUAUACAAAAGCCAACUGUCGGAGCGCAGAAUAAAAAUCAGCCAGCAACACUCGCUGGAAUAUCCACAACGAAACGGCCGAGCGCAGCCCCAACUUGGAACUGGCAACACCAACCACAAGUGCAACCUACAAAAGUUGCUUCCACUCAAAAAACGACAAGCACAACUAAGUCACAAAUAACAACGAAAUCUACAACAAGUGCUCCUCUUACUACGCCAAGGACCACAAAACUGCCAAACACCCAGAGGCCAGUUACAGCAAAAAGCAGCAACUCCAAAAAAGCAACGGUAACUACAACGCAAAGACCAUUGACCACAAGAUACAGAAAUACAGAAAUAUCCCAACAAAGAAAAACCGCUCAGACUGCAGCCACUACGAACAGGCCUGGAACAACAAUGUCAACCAAAAAACCGCUGACCACAAAAAAUGCAGGUGUUUCACAACGACAGAACACCCCAUGGACUACCACAACAACAACUCCAAUCCCUAAAACACUGGCCAUAAAUGGUUCACCAGUAACCCAACGAAAGACCACCAAGACUUCUGGCAACACGAAUAAACCAGCGACAACCACCACAACAACUAGAAAACCAACAACCAAACAAACCGCCACAAAAACUACCUCAAGAAAUAUUGUCAGCGCUACUAAAACUGCCUCCAACCGUGAAAAUAUAGCUGCCACGCGAAGACCUUCAACAACAGUGAGAUCGCCUACAACACAGAGAACUCCCGUUGCAGCAAAAACUACCACACGACCGACUACAAGUACCACUCAAAGGACGACAAAACGUACAACAACGACGACAAAAAUGCACCUAGAUUACUAUCCUUCCACGACUACACGGCAGCCAGGAACUACUGUAAGAACGCCGAUAACUACGAAGGUAACGAAGCGUCCUACAUCAGGUAUUCCAAAUACUUUCCCAACAACAAGAGUGCCAUAUACAACCAGGAAGGUUACCACGACUCCUCCGAUUACAAGGUUUAAAGUAAAAUCACAAAAUAGCACCACAGCCACAACUAGGGCUCCGACUAAAAUACAGCCAGCGACGACAACGAAAAGUGUAAACACUGCCCGUGUAACUACGCGAAGACCCGCUUUGUAUGCAACGAGUGCUGCGGAAGCAACUACUACAACACUUAAACCGAAAUUUACCGGAUCUUCAACCAUCCGAACAACAAAUCCGUACCGCGACGACCCCUUCAGUCAUCCAUUUUUUGCGAAGUACAAAGAGCAAUUCACAGUUUUUGGCUCGACAACUACACGCAAGCCAGCGAGUACUACUAACAAAUACGAGUACCGGCCUCUGGCAAAGCAUGGUGAAGAGAGCGAAUACUAUCAGCAGUUCAGGAAUCAUACAGCUGGUAAUGUGAAGACCGUUUAUGCCUAUGCGUUUGGCCAAAACGGCGCGCUAACUGGACACUAAUUGCAGACGCUGGGAGCAAACAAGAGCUAUGUAAAUAUGUAGCUCCUCGCAUGCGGACAAAUGAACGAAUACUCGUUUAUUGAGAUACAUACAACCGAAAGUGGAAUUCAAAGUAGUAUUAAGAGCCUAGUUAAGGAAGGAAAAUCGUUUGCGAAUUUUUGUGAUGCUGUCAAAAUGUGAUUUUUUUUUUUUUUAUAAACUACACUUUAAACGAGGACACGAGUAUACUACAUAAUCAUAGAUAAUCAAAUACACAUACAUAUUCAGAUAAGUACAUCGCCAUGGCACUGGAUGCAAUA